CUUGUCAUCAUCGGCACGCUCCCGGCAUCCACUUUAUGUUUUUUUCGCUCCUCCUCCCCCUUCUUUUCUUAGGCCAGAUCUCUCUGCAAAUCUCGCGAUCUCUUGGCGUCGGAAAUCUUGUUCUUGUUCUCCGUUCUCCCGGUGAUGCCGAGAAAUCGCAUCUCGCUCUUCGCUCCUUGCUUUGCUCGACGUAGAAUUCUCUGGGCGAUAGGGUUUUAGGGAGGGAUGCCGAUCGCAUUUCCCGUUUAGAUCGAUCGGAGCUGCGAGGGAGCCGAGAGGAAAUCUACUUCUCCAUCGUCCUAGUCGACGAUGGAGUGGACCACGCUGCAGCAUUUGGAUCUCCGCCAUGUCGACCGCGGGCACAAGGCGUUGCAGCCCCACGCCGCGGCGUUCCAUCCAAAUCAGGCCAUCAUGGCUGUAGCCGUUGGGAGUUUCAUCGUCGAAUUUGAUGCACUUACUGGAUCCAAGAUCUCGUCCAUUGAUAUUGGUGCACCUGUUGUUAGGAUGCUGUAUAGUCCCACUAGUGGACAUACGGUGAUUGCUGUUCUUGAGGAUUGCACCAUCCGUUCUUGUGAUUUCGACAAUGAGCAGACAGCUGUCCUGCAUUCUCCUGAGAAGAGGAAUGAACAAAUUGCUCCUGAUACUGAGGUCCAUAUUGCAUUGACUCCUCUUCAACCCAUUGUUUUUUUUGGGUUCCAUCGAAGGAUGAGUGUAACGGUUGUUGGCACAGUGGAAGGUGGAAGGGCCCCCACCAAGAUAAAGACAGACCUCAAGAAGCCUAUUGUUAACCUUGCAUGUCAUCCACGUCUUCCUCUACUGUAUGUAGCAUAUGCGGAAGGCUUGAUAAGAGCAUAUAACAUACACACUUAUGCUGUUCAUUAUACACUACAAAUUGAUAAUACCAUAAAGCUAAUUGGUGCUGGUGCAUUUGCAUUUCAUCCAACACUCGAGUGGAUAUUUAUUGGUGACCGUCGAGGUUCACUUUUGGCAUGGGAUGUGUCAACAGAAAGACCAAACAUGAUUGGGAUAAAGCAGAUUGGUUCACAACCUAUAAUAUCCAUAGCAUGGCACCCCAUGUUGCGUCUUCUUAUCACUCUUUCCAAGGAUGGAAAUCUUCAAGUGUGGAGAACACGUGUCAUAACUAAUCCUAACAGACAGCCUAUGCAGGCAAACUUUUUUGAACGUGCUGGAAUUGAACCCAUUGAUAUAACUGGAAUAUUAUCACAGAGAGGAGGAGAGGCAGUCUAUCCUCUUCCACGCAUUAAAUCUAUAAUAGUGCAUCCUAAGCUAAAUUUAGCAACCAUACUUUUUGCAGGCCUAUCCACUGGUGGUAAUUCAAAAAGCAAGGCAGCAUCAUUCACAAGGGAGGGGAGAAAACAACUUUUCGCUGUUCUACAAAGUGCAAGAGGUUCAACAGCCGCUGAUUUGAAAGAAAAGCUGUUCUCAUUAGGUUCGUCAGGGGUUUUGGCUGAACAUCAGCUUCAGACUCAGCUCCAAGAGCAGCACACAAAGGGCCAAAGCCAGCUUUCAAUUACGGAUAUAGCUCGCAAGGCUUUUCUUCACAGUCACUUCAUGGAGGGCCAUGCAAAGAACGGGCCAAUCUCUCGGCUGCCUCUGAUCACUAUUGUUGAUUCAAAGCACCAUCUGAGAGAUGUUCCCGUCUGCCAGCCUUAUCAUUUGGAGCUCAAUUUCUUCAAUGGAGAGAACCGAAUCUUACAUUAUCCUGUCAGGGCAUUUUACCUCGAUAGUGUCAACCUUAUGGCAUAUAAUAUUUGCUCUGGAGUGGACAACAUAUACAAAAAGCUAUACUCAACGAUUCCUGUAAAUGGUGAAUGCUACCCGAAGAGUCUUGUGUACAGUUCAAAGCAGCACCUAUUUCUUAUUGUUUUCGAAACAAAUGGAAAUGGUUCUGAAGUUGUGGUGCACUGGGAGCAGACUGAUGCACAGUCUAUCCAUAGCAAAGGAGGCAUAAUUAAAGGACGAGAUGCUGCUUUCGUUGGGGUUAAUGAAAACCAAUAUGCUAUUCUUGAUGAUGAUAAGACUGGACUGACAUUGUACUUUCUACAAGCUACCAGUUCUGCUCCACAGGAUAAGAUGAGUAAUGGAUCACUUGAUCCUGAAUCCUUUACCGAGAAUACUGUGGUUCCUGAUCGAGGUGCUAUGCAGUUUACGUUUGAAUCUGAGGUUGAUCGUAUAUUUUCUACACCAAUGGAGUCAAUGGUGAUGUAUGCUUCUCAUGGGAGCCAUAUUGGGCUCACCAAGCUUGUUCAAGGAUACACACUUUCAACUGACCACGGCCAAAACUCAUCAACCAAAAAAGAGGGAAAGCAAGCCAUCAGAUUGAAAAUGGAUGAAAUUGUGAUCCAGGUUCAAUGGCAGGAAACCCUGAGAGGUCAUGUUGCAGGAAUAUUGACUACUCAUCGUGUUAUGAUUGUUACCAAGGACCUUGUGAUCUUAGCAAGUAGUUCUUCUACCUUUGACAAAGGCUUCCCCUCAUUCAGAUCGCUUUUGUGGCUUGGACCUGCUCUUCUAUUUUCAACUUCUGCAGUUAUAGGAAUCCUUGGAUGGGAUGGCAUGGUGCGGACAAUUCUAUCAAUCAGCAUGCCCAAUGCUGUGCUGGUUGGUGCUCUGAAUGAUCGAAUACUGCUUGCAUCUCCAACUGACAUAAACCCAAGGCAAAAGAAAGGGGUAGAGAUCAGAAGUUGUCUAGUUGGAUUGCUUGAGCCUCUUCUCAUUGGGUUUGCUACUAUGCAACAAAGUUUUGAGCAGAAGAUCAACGUGCCAGAGAUUCUAUACCAGUUGACCUCAAGGUUUGAUAGCUUGAGAAUAUCUUCAAGGUCCCUUGACAUUCUAGCAAAAGGCCCUCCAGCUUGUGGUGACCUUGCUGUGGCAUUAGCUCAAGCUGGUCCACAGUUUACUCAGGUUUUGCGCUGUAUGUAUGCAAUCAAAGCUCUCCGAUUUUCUACAGCUCUUUCUGUUUUGAAGGAUGAGUUUCUACGGUCAAGGGACUAUCCACAAUGUCCUCCCACUUCCCAGUUAUUUUAUCGCUUCCGCCACCUGGGAUAUUCAUGCAUCAAGCAUGGUCAAUUUGAUAGUGCCAAAGAAACCUUUGAGGCUAUUACUGAUUUUCAAAGCAUGCUUGAUCUGUUCAUCUGUCAUUUGAACCCAAGCGCUAUGCGGAACCUUGCUCAAAAAUUAGAAGAUGUGGGAACUGAUUCAGAACUAAGGCGAUACUGUGAGAGAAUUUUGAGGAUACGAUCAACAGGUUGGACACAAGGCAUUUUUGCCAACUUUGCAGCUGAAAGUAUGGUCCCAAAGGGCCCUGAAUGGGGUGGAGGAAACUGGGAAAUAAAGACACCAACUGACCUGAAAUCUAUACCUCAAUGGGAGCUAGCAGGUGAAGUGAUGCCCUACAUGAAAACCUUUGAUGGAACAAUCCCAUCCAUCAUUGCAGAUCAUAUCGGGGUUUAUUUGGGUGUAAUGAAAGGAAGAGGAAAUGUGAUUGAAGUAAGGGAAGACAGUCUGGUAAAAACAAUUACAGCGUUGAACGGAGAAAACAAAUCAAAUGGGAUGGGAACGGCUUUGAUCAAGUUCCCUUCUAAGAAGAAUAAGGCAUCAGCUGAUGGAGAGACAAAGGCAGAUUCUUUGAACAGCUUAGCAAACUUAAUGAAACCAACUGCAGGUCCCACUGCAGAUGAGCAAGCGAAAGCUGAAGAAGAAUUUAAGAAACCUUAUGGUGUUGAUGGCAGCAGCAGUGAUGAAGAAGAAGGUACUUCCAAAAAGAAAAUAGUUAUAAAAAUUAAAGAGAAACCAACUGCUGGGGCGACAGUUGAUGUCAAUAAGAUCAAAGAAGCAACCAAACAAUUCAAACUUGGUGAUGGAUUGGGCCCUCCCAUAAGGGCUAGGUCCUCACCUGGAGGCUCCCAAGAUUUUACAGCAGCAUUUUCCCAGCCAUUUCCUGUUUCAACCACAGCCACUCUUCCUCCUAUGGCAACUGUUCCUCCCACUGCGGCUUUCUCUCCUACAUUGGUUGCUGCUCCAACUGCAGAACCUACUGCUAUGGUGAUGGGAAUGGGUGUAUCUGCUGGACCAAUACCAGAAGAUUUCUUUCAGAACACCAUAUCAUCCUUGGAAGUGGCAGCAUCCUUGGCACCGCCAGCAAAAUACUUUGGGGGUCUGGAUCAGCCAAGGGUUCCUGAAAGCAGCUCAGUGUCUUCUAACCAAAUUAAUACUCCCAUCAACAUUGGUCUUCCUGAUGGUGGAGUGCCUCCUCAGGUUGCUUCUCAACCGUCUGCAAUUUCCCUCGAGUCCAUUGGGCUUCCAGAUGGUGGCAUUCCACCACAGUCUGUCGUUCCUCAGUCAGUGGCCCCUCAACCAUCAGCAGCUGCUGCUCCAGCUCCGGUCGCUGCCCAACCAAUUGAUCUUGGUGUCCUUGUGUCUCAAGAAGCCAAUGUUGGAACUAAUGGAGGAAAAUCCACUCCUGCUGCACCAAUAGCUGUGCGCCUUGGACAAGUUCCUCGUGGAGCAGCUGCUCCAGUAUGUUUCAAGACUGCUCUUGCACACCUUGAACAAAAUCAACUUACCGAUGCUCUAUCGUGCUUGGAUGAGGCUUUUCUAGCGUUGGCUAAAGACUUGUCUCAGGGAGCAGAUGUUAAAGCCCAAGCCAGCAUUUGUGCCCAGUACAAGGUUGCUGUUGCACUCCUUCAGGAAAUUGGUCGUCUGCAGAAGGUGCAAGGUCCAAGUGCAAUUAGUGCAAAAGAAGAGAUGGCAAGGCUUUCACGUCAUCUUGGUUCUUUGCCUCUUCUUGCAAAGCACCGGAUAAACUGCAUAAGGACUUCAAUUAAGCGAAACAUGGAGGUUCAAAAUUACGGUUAUGCAAAGUCAAUGUUGGAUCUUCUUCUUUCGAAAGCGCCCCCUGGUAAGCAGGAUGAGCUUAGAAGUUUGAUCGACAUAUGUGUGCAAAGAGGGCUAACCAACAAGUCAAUCGACCCCUUGGAGGAUGCUUCUCAGUUUUGUGCUGCUACCCUUAGUCGAUUGUCCACCAUUGGACAUGAUGCAUGUGACCUUUGCGGUGCUAAAUUUGCAGCUCUUACUGGUCAUGGUUGCAGUAUAUGUGGCAUGGGCAGCAUCAAGAGAUCCGAUUCACAAGCUGGGCCGGUGCCUUCACCAUUUGGAUAGUUCUUAAGUACAUAAGGUCGACCUCCCCUCGUGUCAGGGUGCACAUUUGGCAGAUUCCUGUAUUUCGUCUUCUCCCCUUGAAGCAGGUUGCGGAUGUUCUAAUGCAGCUAGUAAUUUCUCCUUUGCUUUCAUCUGCCAUUGAAGGUCAUUUCAUGCACAUAUCUCGGCUCUUCGGUUUGGUAGAAAAGUGGGAGGAGCGGCUUUGUAAAUUUUGUUUUAUUCAUUUAUUCGGUUUGCCUUUCUCGUUCGUCGAGUGUAGAGGUUGAGAUACAAACUGCAGCAUCACUCAUGCGGGUGCAUUGAUGGUGUACAAUCAGUUUUUUGCUGUAUAUUAGCAAAUGUCAAUGCAUGUUACAGGUUUUGUACUUGUUGACA
Molecule: messenger RNA, 5553 nt
Organism: Nymphaea colorata (pocket water lily)
Lineage: Eukaryota; Viridiplantae; Streptophyta; Magnoliopsida; Nymphaeales; Nymphaeaceae
Exons: 24
Coding region: 310-5178 (1622 amino acids)
Biological process (GO): autophagosome assembly
Cellular component (GO): autophagosome membrane
Molecular function (GO): protein binding
Source: RefSeq, a predicted model, not a curated record